Messenger RNA from Camelina sativa (false flax), 1830 nucleotides. Its product is annotated as beta-glucosidase 9. The record is from RefSeq and is a predicted model, not a curated record. Gene Ontology annotation, molecular function: beta-glucosidase activity. NCBI's taxonomy places the organism in Eukaryota, Viridiplantae, Streptophyta, Magnoliopsida, Brassicales, Brassicaceae. Gene Ontology annotation, biological process: carbohydrate metabolic process.
UCACUCAAACCAAAAGUAGCCAAAAAAAUGAAAAUGAAACCUUUAUCUCUAUUAUUUUCCCAUUUUCUGGUCAUCGUUUUGACAACAAGCUACGUUCCUGUUGAUGCCUUUACCAGAAGCGAUUUUCCAGAAGAUUUCCUCUUCGGAGCCGCCACUUCUGCUUAUCAGUGGGAAGGAGCUGUCAAUGAAGACGGAAGAACUCCUAGCAUAUGGGAUACUUUCGUACACUCCGACCGUCCUGGGAUUACAGGUAAUGGGGAUAUAGCAUCUGAUGGGUAUCACAAAUACAAGGAAGAUGUUAAGCUGAUGGCAGAAAUGGGCUUGGAAUCAUUCAGAAUCUCAAUCUCCUGGUCAAGACUAAUACCUAAUGGAAGAGGAUUCGUUAACCCAAAAGGCAUAUUGUUUUACAAGAACCUCAUCAAAGAACUAAAACGCCAUGGAAUCGAACCACAAGUUACGCUCUACCACUAUGAUCAUCCUCAAUCUCUUGAAGAUGAGUACGGAGGAUGGGUCGACCGCAAAAUCAUAGAAGACUUCACUGCUUACGCAGAUGUAUGCUUCAGGGAGUUUGGAGAGGAUGUGAAGCUAUGGACUACAAUAAACGAGGCUACAAUAUUCGCCACUGGCUCUUAUGGCCAAGGACUCGGGCCACCUGGACGUUGUACUCCUAACAUUCUCGUCAAUUGUCCUACGGGAAAUUCUUCUACAGAACCAUAUCUUGUAGGCCAUAACGUAUUGCUAGCUCAUGCCUCUGUUUACAAAUUGUAUAAACUAAAGUAUAAGAGCAAGCAGAGAGGAUCCAUAGGGUUUAGUAUAUAUGCAUUGGGGUUAACUCCCGCUACAAACUCCAAGGACGAUGAAAUCGCAACUCAAAGAGCUCAAACUUUCCUCUAUGCCUGGUUGUUGAAGCCUUUGGUAUUUGGAGACUAUCCGGAUGAAGUAAAGAGAACUGUGGGAUCAAGAUUACCGGUUUUCUCAGAGGAAGAGUUAGAGCAAGUUAAAGGAUCAUCUGACUUUUUAGGACUUAUUCACUACACGACAUUUGCCGUCACAAACCGAUACUCACCUUCAACUAUCUUUCCCAUGGACGUAGAAGGCUUCACUAAAGACAUGGGCGUAUAUGUGUCGCCCAUUGGGAAUUCUACAUUUUUUGCGUCGGAACCUGCUCCAUGGGGUCUUGAAGAUACUCUUGAGUAUUUAAAGGAUAGCUAUAACAAUCCUCCAAUAUACAUUCUUGAAAAUGGUGCGCGUUUGGAAAGCCAUUCGAUACUGCAAGACACAAAAAGAAUUGAUUACAUGAAAGGUUACAUUGGUGCUGUCCUCAACGCCAUCAAGAAUGGAUCGGACAUGAGAAGUUACCUUAUAUGGUCGAUGGUAGAUUUGUAUGAGUUAUUGGGUGGAUAUUCGAGCAGCUUCGGAUUGUACUAUGUGAAUUUCAGCGAUCCUGGUCGCAAGAGGUUUCCAAGGCUAUCUGUUUCUUGGUACACUGGUUUUCUCAAUGGUACAAUUGAUGUUGCCCCUCAAGAUACUAUUCAGUUGAAGAGGAAUUUCUCUAGCUAUUCGUCAUUGUAAUGUAUUUAACCAGUUGAUGGUACGUACACUGGUUUUGUUUAUAUUAAAAAUGGAAGAGUUAUUUUUGGAAAUAUAUUCAUGGGCGGUCACAUCACAAGGAUUACACUUCACGGGAAAAAUAGAGAAAGAUAUCCCUAUAGUCUUUCUUCACAUGUGUAUAUUUGUCGCGUUUUGCGUGUGGAUGAAGAAAGGAUAGGAAAUAUGGGUCACUUAACUGUUAUUGGUCCAAGAAAACGCAGUAAACGCUUCAAUUAUUUA